AUGCCAUUAGCUGCUCUUACACCUGUCUUAAAUGAUUUACUACAUAAAGGAGGUGGUAAUCCAUCUUCUAAUCCACAGAAUCAAACUCAACAACAAUUACCAAAUGCAAAUGAUUCAUCAAGUGCUAGUGAAUACCUUUCUAAAGCACCUCUUCUUGGUCAAUCAACUAGUGUUACCAAUCCACUAUCGUUAUCAUCGAUCGAUGACAAUCCUCAUCCAUUUACAACAACUAAGUUCAAAACAAGUGAAACUUCUUUAAAACGAGAAGAUUCAUUUUUACGAAGGUUUUCUACUCGUUAUGGUUAUCGAGGUUUGGGAACUAUUGAGCCAGCAAAACGAAAUCUUCGAAUAAAUAUUGAAAAAGAUGAACCAAUUAAAAGUCGUUAUUCAUGUGUUCGACGAAUUGUUCGUUCAUGUAAUUACUUUGUUAUAUCAACAGAUGAAUCAUUUUUAUUUUAUUGGUUAAUUGUAUUAAAUAUCUUUGUAUUGUAUAACCUUUGGUUUGCUAUUGCACGUCAAUCAUUUGAACCGCUGCAAAGAGAUUAUGCACAAAUAUGGGAAAUAAUUGAUUAUUUAGCUGAUGCAAUUUAUUUUCUUGAUAUUGCUAUUCAAUUUCGAACCGGUUAUCUUGAACAAGGUUUACUUGUUUAUAAUCAUUAUAAAUUAGCAAUGAAUUAUGUCCAUUCAUCUCGUUUUAUUUUUGAUAUUAUUUCAUUAACACCAUUGGAUUUAUUACAAAUAAAAUUUGGUUCAAUUCCAAUUCUUCGUUUUCCACGUUUCUUUAAAGUAUAUCGAACAUUUCAAUUAUAUUAUUUACAAGAAUCACGUACUGUUUAUCCGAAUACAUAUCGUGUUCUAAAUCUUCUUCAUAUACUUCUUUUACUUGGACAUUGGUUAGCUUCAUUUUAUUUUAUGGUAUCGAAAGCUGAAGGUUUUGUUGGGUAUUGGUCAUAUCCAAAACCUGUUGGAAAUUUUUCUCAAUUAGCUAAAAUGUAUCUUCGUUGUCUUUAUUGGUCAACAUUAACAUUAACAACAAUUGGAGAUUUACCACCACCAGAAACUAAUUGGCAGUGA
Molecule: messenger RNA, 1074 nt
Organism: Rotaria sp. Silwood2
Lineage: Eukaryota; Metazoa; Rotifera; Eurotatoria; Philodinida; Philodinidae
Source: the annotation of a GenBank genome assembly